Molecule: messenger RNA, 3442 nt
Organism: Teleopsis dalmanni
Lineage: Eukaryota; Metazoa; Arthropoda; Insecta; Diptera; Diopsidae
Product: protein ovarian tumor locus-like
Exons: 12
Coding region: 186-3326 (1046 amino acids)
Biological process (GO): protein deubiquitination
Molecular function (GO): cysteine-type deubiquitinase activity
Source: RefSeq, a predicted model, not a curated record
ACCUGCUCAUUUCGUUUCUUCCUUUUAAAGCGGUUAGUCGAUUUCGGUGCGUCAGAAAUUGUUUUGUGUUCUCUUAGUUUUAUUAAAUACAUAACUUAUAAAAAUUAAUUAGUUAAACUCUAAUUAAGUCAAUUUUUACGCUGUAUAUAAUUUGUAAAUUGAACUCAAUUUAGUUAUAAUAAAAAAUGCAACGUCAGUUCACUUCGGGAAGUCGCCAAGCACCUGAUCCGUUUGAUCAAUUUUUGGAACAACACAAUUAUUAUCGUAAGCACACUGCUCGGGAUGCAUCGUGCUUGUUUCGCGUGAUAUCAGAACAGAUGUAUGAUACCCAAAAGCACCAUUUAACCAUACGCAAGAAAUGCGUAGCAUAUAUGAGAAAACAUAGAUCAUUCUUUCAACCGCUCGUAGAUCGAGAUUUGGACGAAUAUCUUGAUGAUAUGUCCAAGCCAAGAACAUAUGGAACAAUGAUUGAACUACAAGCAGUGGGUUAUAUGUACCAGCGUAAUGUAGUUCUUUUUGAAGCGUUUAAUUUGGGUAAUUAUUUUAUAACAAGACCUUGUUAUGAGGAUACGUUUCGUAUAUUUUAUACUCCUGAACGUCAUUUUGAUUCUGUUUUUACUUGCGAUUAUAUAAAGGACGCCGCUAUAUGCCAAUCGAUUGUAUAUGAAAUUUUAUAUAAGUAUAUAUAUAAGCUUCCUGAUGUUCCAUUUGCUGUAGAACAAAUGUUGCAUUCACCUACGUUUGAUACUUUAACAUAUCGUACGGAAUAUAAUGAUGACGGCUACUGUCGACGGUUGUAUCUGUCUGAUGGACGUGUAUUUUAUUUUGACCUCCCGAAUGAUACGAAAUGCAUACUGGAAAAUUAUAAAUUAUGUUAUUUUCAUUGUUUAACUGAAGAUAUUCAAGAGGACACAAAAACUGAUGGAAAAAUUUUUUCUAAAGCUCCUGAAUCGUUAUUACCGCAUAAAUACGUUUCUUGCGUACGCCAACUUUUGAUAGAGGGUAUUACGCCAUUUCCGUAUAAAGUUGCUAAGGCACUUGAUCCUAACAUGUAUCGCAAUAUAGAAUUCGAUGCGUGGAAUGAAGCUAGAAAGGAAUUGAAAAUAAUAAAUUGGUAUAAUGGAGAUACCAAUUUCAAGGUAGGCGCAAAGUGUAACGUGAAGUUAGAGAAUUUGGAUAGAAGUCGCCUCUUUACUUGUCAUAUUCAAGAUAUUUCAGUAAACAGAGCUAAUUGUCUUGUAUUUGUUGAGGAGCUUGGAGAGAAACGAUUGGUUCCAUACGACUCACUGAUUCCGUUACCAGCUGAUGAGUUUAAGCCUUGGUCUUUGCCAUAUAAGUUUCAACGUCAUUUUCAAAAAUAUAAUCCAUAUCGUUACAAACAUAUUGGGUGCAAGAUAAGAAUAGGUAAUCAUUUUUGCGGGUCAGAAUAUUGCACAAAUUUUGCGGAAUACACUGAAGAUAGUUAUCAAGAUCUUUUUAAAUUUAAUCAAUAUUCAAAACUUGAUAACUUUCGAUCGCACGUUGAAUAUUGUGCAAUGCCUUUUACAGUAGAGCAUACUCCUACUUUUAAGGAAAAGGUUCACCAACCUGUUAAUGGUGUUCAGUUAGAAGAUUCAAAUUCUUCCAAUACUGGUAGUAAUAACAAUUCUGGUGGUGCAGAAAGUGGUGAAAUGUCAUGCAAAGUUGAAGCACAGGACUAUAACACGUCUAACCCUGUUCCACAAACAAACACUGAAGAGGAUAGUGCAUAUUCUACUCAAUUUUCAAGCAGUUAUCAAAGUCAAAAUUCGACUGGUGUGCCAGAGGAAAUUUAUGGUUAUUCUUUAUUCGAUCCACCAACCGGCUCUGGCUCAGCUCCUUUCGUUUAUAUGAUAAAUUAUCCAAAUUAUGCAAAUCCAGUGUAUAUGCCACCACCGGCGGGUUAUCCAACAACUCAACCAUUUAUAGGUGCACCUAUACCACAAAAUGGCAGUAUUUACUAUGGAAACAACUAUUAUCCAAAUCCAGGUUACUUUCCACCAGGUGGAAUGGCUCCUGUAAAUUCUGUAUGUAAUAAUUUUGUACCACCAAGUCGUUCUGCACCAGGUAUUGGUCGUAUUAAUUAUAAUGCAAGACCUUCGGUCCAUUUGAACGGGGCCGACUUACCGCAAGAUGUUGCUACGUUAAGAUAUUUUUUUAAUCUUGGAGUUGAAUAUCGCAUGAAGAAUAAUAUCUCGAAAGAAUCUGAGGGUGAUACUGAUGACGAGCUCAUGCCUUCAACAUCAAACUUAAAAAUAGAAUGUAAAUCUGAUCAAUCUAAGGAGGAAACAAAGUAUGAUUCUAAUAACAACAGCGUAUCAAGAGCUAAUGGUAACGUCGAAAAUGUUAGGAGGACCAAGUAUUCAAAUCAAUCUCAGUUUCUUGCUAUGCGAAACCCAAAUCGUCGAUUUACACCGCGUCCCUUACUUAAUAAGGAACGCUUUGGUUCCAGAUCAAAUUAUGGGCGAUAUGAUGCCGGUGCUGUUCAUUUACAGAAGUAUAAUACACCAAGUUCAACACGUUAUAGAAAUCGUAAUAGUCCUACGAAUUUGUCUAUUACUGGCGUAGAUCAUCAGAAUGGUUUCGGUGGUGACGAAAAUCGUAGUGACAAUCAGACACCGUGUAGUAAUAUUGCAUCCAACAACUUGGCAGUUGAUUGUCAAAGUGAAUCUGCAAAGACUUCUGUAGUUCCAUCACCACAAUACAGCGUUCCUCAAGCACCACCUGGCGCUUUGAUAAUUCCAGUACCAUCGAAUUCUUACAAUACCGGACCACCAUCUUCACAACCGGUUCCAAUUAAUAUGCAACAACCAUAUGCUGCUGGUGGGCAAUAUAAUUCAUGCUUAGGUGCACCACCAUCUAGUACACCAUUGACAGGCAACAUACAAAUGAUGCCAUCACCAAUAAUGCCUGGAAUGGUUAACAAUGGAUAUUAUACGGCUACGGGACCAAUUGCACCAAUUCACGAAGGUGAAAGCGAUAGUGGAAUGCAAUACCAAUUUGUGUCGCAACCUCCAAAUAUGCAAAUUUAUAUUCCAACUGUAAAUAAUGCACAAAAUUUGAGUCCUUUGAUUCCUACCCAACCAGUUACUGGAGGUCCUCCAUUACCUCCUGUAGCCGGUUCUCAGGGGUAUUGGUGUCCACCAGCAAUUCAUCAAACUAUACCACCGAUUAUAGCGCAUAAUACAACUCCACAGUACGUUCCAGCCAAUGGCAUACCUUUUGGUGCAAAUACACCCAAAACGGCUAACUAUAGACGUGAAAAACAACAACAACAACAACAAACUCAUGCACACCAGUUUGAGUAAACACAUUUAUAACUUAAACAAUUUGAAAUAUUUAUAAAUAUCUUCUUUAUAAAACAUUUAAAUAUUUGACAUAUUUUAAAUGAUUUUUUGAUAGUUCUAAUAAUCCUUAUAAUAAA